AAGAGGGGAAGAUGGAGAACAGGGAGUGACCGCCUUUGUCUUUAGACAGGUGGCCAUGGCCUCCCUGACUACGCGGGGCCCCGCAGUCCCUGCCUUACUCCCUGGGGCACGGUCCGCGGCCACAACUCUGGCCAACAGGAGUGCAGAGGCGUCGUCGGCUGGCAAUGCGUCGGAGGCGGCAGGCGUGGUUGCCCAGGCCAUCACGCCCUUCCAGAGCCUGCAGCUGGUACAUCAGCUGAAGGGGCUGAUCGUGCUGCUCUACAGCGUCGUGGUGGUCGUGGGUCUGGUGGGCAACUGCCUGUUGGUGCUGGUGAUCGCACGCGUGCGCCGCCUGCACAACGUAACCAAUUUCCUCAUCGGCAAUCUGGCCCUGUCCGACGUGCUCAUGUGCACCGCCUGCGUGCCGCUCACGCUGGCCUAUGCCUUCGAGCCCCGCGGCUGGGUGUUCGGCGGCGGCCUGUGCCACCUGGUUUUCUUCCUGCAGCCCGUCACGGUCUACGUAUCCGUGUUCACGCUCACCACCAUCGCCGUGGACCGCUACGUCGUGCUGGUGCAUCCGCUGCGCCGCCGCAUCUCGCUGCGCCUGAGCGCAUACGCGGUGCUGGCCAUCUGGGCACUGUCCGCGGUGCUGGCGCUCCCCGCCGCCGUGCACACCUACCACGUGGAGCUCGAGCCGCACGACGUGCGCCUCUGCGAGGAGUUCUGGGGCGCGCAGGAGCGCCAGCGCCAACUCUACGCCUGGGGACUGCUUCUCGUCACCUACCUGCUCCCCCUGCUAGUCAUCCUCCUGUCCUACGUGCGGGUGUCGGUGAAGCUUCGCAACCGCGUGGUGCCAGGCUGCGUGACCCAGAGCCAGGCCGACUGGGACCGCGCGCGCCGCCGCCGCACCUUCUGCCUGCUGGUGAUGGUCGUGGUGGUGUUCGCCGUGUGCUGGUUGCCGCUGCACGUCUUCAACCUGCUGCGGGACCUGGACCCGCGCGCCAUCGACCCCUACGCCUUCGGGCUGGUGCAGCUGCUCUGCCACUGGCUGGCCAUGAGCUCGGCCUGCUACAACCCCUUCAUCUACGCCUGGCUGCAUGACAGCUUCCGCGAGGAGCUGCGGAAGCUGCUGCUCGCCUGGCCCCGCAGGAUCGCGCCGCACGGCCAGAGCACCACGGUCAGCGUGGUCAUCUGAUG
Molecule: messenger RNA, 1176 nt
Organism: Ochotona curzoniae (black-lipped pika)
Lineage: Eukaryota; Metazoa; Chordata; Mammalia; Lagomorpha; Ochotonidae
Gene: PRLHR
Product: prolactin releasing hormone receptor
Exons: 1
Coding region: 56-1174 (372 amino acids)
Biological process (GO): G protein-coupled receptor signaling pathway
Cellular component (GO): plasma membrane; neuron projection
Molecular function (GO): neuropeptide Y receptor activity; neuropeptide binding
Source: RefSeq, a predicted model, not a curated record